This is a messenger RNA of Lecanosticta acicola, 3517 nucleotides long. The record is from the annotation of a GenBank genome assembly. Lineage: Eukaryota; Fungi; Ascomycota; Dothideomycetes; Mycosphaerellales; Mycosphaerellaceae.
AUGCCCUUGAACAUGGUUCGCAUUGCAGCAAGCCUCGCUGGGCUUGCCGUUGCAGCUGAUGCCUUGCCAGGUCUCGAUCCUCGUCAAGCGGUAUGUCAACUUGAUGGAAGAUCAUACACGGAGAACAGACUAAUGAGUUGUCACAGGGAGGUCUUUGGAGCACUGUCGCCGGUGCAGGUGUUGGCGGAGCGCCCACCUCUGCUGCCAUCGUUGUCAACAAGCCCGCCAUCCCGACCCAAGCGGCUUCUGCACUCAGCAGCAUCAUGUCCUUCCUCCCAACCGGCGUCUCUAUCGGCCCAGCCACUAGUGCAUACUCUUCUGCCAUGGUUUCGAGCAGUGCGGCUUCCUCUUACUGCUCGGCCAACGGCACCACCUAUCAAACCAACCAGCAAGUCACUUCUGGUAACAGCAGCUACACCAUCCGCUGCGGUACGGAUAAUUCCGUUGGUUCGUAUCAGGCAGUACAGGUCUCAUCCGGCGGCUUUGCUUCGUGUGUAGCCGCUUGCGAGAAUAGCGGUGGAUGCCUGGGCUGGACGUAUGUUGGCUCCGACAGCAGCGGCUUUUGCUACCUGAAGAACUCCCAAGGCUCAUUCUCCCCUGCUGGCUCGAACAUCAUCUCUGGCUUCAAGCAAAAUCCGUCUCCAGGAGGAGCCACUACCACUUCUGCAGCUGCCGCUCCGACGUCGACUGCGCCCACUGAUUGUGAGGCUCUUGCAAGUGGUAGCGGUCCCGCUCAAUAUACCGAUUCCAAUGGUGCCAUUUACAACAUCACCUGCAAGCAAGACAUUGGUGGCGGAAACCUGAAGUCCGUCCAAGCUGGUGCUUUCCAAGGCUGCUUUGCCCCUUGUGACCAGGCAAAGAGCUGCGUAGGCUUUUCCUACCUCAACGGCUACUGUUAUUUGAAGUCCGUACAAUCUGGCAACCUAUCGCCUUCUGCUGCCGAUGUCGCCGUACUCGUCAAGAAGGCUGCCAAUGGUGUGACGGCAACUAUUGGCAACAAUACAAUCACCGCCACCGUCCCAGGCGCACCAUCUGUCACGCCGAGCGCUGCUUGUACAGCUCUCCCUAAGCAGGUUGGCCUCUACACCAAUACUUGUGGAGCGGAUCGACUUGGAGGUGAUUUGUACUCUGUGAUGGCCAGCUCUUUCCUGGGAUGCGAGGAGCCUUGCGAUGCAGAGGAUGAGUGCGUUGGAUACACCUACAUCGGCGGCUCCAGCCCAGGUACUUGCUACCUGAAGUCGAGCCUCUCUCCGCAAACCAACAACUCAGGUGUUGAUGUCGCAAUCAAGCCUCAGAGCGUCAUCAGCAGCAUCGUGUCUAGUGGCUUGCCCAGUAGCAGUGCACCAAGCGCAAGCAUCCCAGCUGCCAGCGCGCCUAAUGGACUGCCUACUGGAAUCCUGUCGAGCGUUCCAUCUGGGUUCACCGCUGUGCCUAUCACUGCUGUCCCUGCCUCUCUUGAAUCAUCUGUUCCGAAGCUUACCCUCGCUCCUGGCGUCGUGCCCACUGGUAUGGAACCUAUUCCCAAUUCAGUGGCGAGCCAGAUCGGAGGCGGUCUCGCCGCAUCUGCUAGCAAGUCGUCUGCUGGCGUCCCAACUGGUCUCUUGUUCAGUAUUCCCUCUGGCUUCACCGCAGUGCCUACAACCGCCAUCCCUACUGGUCUUGCGUCUAUGCAAAGCCUUCCUUUGGCCUCGGGAGUUGUCCCUUCAGGAAUGACUGCGGUCCCCAACAGCGUAGCUAGCCAUCUCGCCAGCGCAAGCGGCAACAGACUUCCCAGCGGACUUGCAACGGGCAUCCCAUCUGGCUUCACGGCCAUCCCAGCAAGCGCUAUCCCAAGCGGUCUGUCCAUCGUACCGCCUGCGAGCAUGGAUUCUGUCAAUGUUCCUUCGGGCUUGACCUUGGUACCGAACAGCCUAACAAGUCAUCUCGCGACUGCCAGUGGUGCUCAGGGUUUGGCCACGAACAUCCCAUCAGGCUUCACUACCCUUCCUACUAGCGCUAUUCCUGCCAGUUUGGCAAAUGCGCUUCCGACCGCACCAGCUGUGGCAUCUGGCGUGGUACCGUCUGGACAGGCCCUCGUUCCCAAUAGCAUCGCCAGCCAGAUUGUUCCUCACAACACCGUGCUUGUCUCAAUGUCUGGAUCCACGCCUGUGCCUGUCACAACCAUUUCCGCCUCUGGAUCGGGCGCUACUUCAGCAACGGUGACGGUGUCUCCCUCGGGAUUGAACUCUGCAGGCGGUCUUUCAAACCCCCAGUCGGCACCAUCGGCCUCUUCAAGCUCGUUUUUCACCGCCAGAAUCCCGAGCGGAUUCACCAUCGUGCCCAUAAGCCAAAUUCCGACUGGUUUUGCAAGCAUGCUGGCCUCCGCUUCGGCUCCAUCAGGCGCUUCGGUUCCAUCGGGCUUCGCAGCUGUUCCUGCAAGCAUUUUCUCGGUGCCUACUUCGUUGGCUGUGCCAUCGUCCUUCAGCACCAGCUUUGCCCCUGCGGCCGAGCCAACAAGUGCUCCACCGCCCCCCGUGCCGUCCGCCAGUGCUUCCAUGGUGGCCAGUGUCGUCACUCAUACCGUCAUCUCGCAGUUCUCCAGUGCCGGAUCGGUUGCCUCGACUUCGCUCGCCAUUCCAACUUCGCCGCCGGCCCAGACCCAGAGUGCUCCUGCAUCGAGCACUGUCACCAAUUUUGUAACUAUUCCCGCCGUCGGCGGCCCAACUGCUCCAGGGCAAGCCUCAGCUGCGGCCUCACUCAGCACUGCAUCGUAAGCUAAUCGCAUACUACUUGCUAUGGGCACAGACUGACCUUCACAGGAUCCCCAAAGUCGCAACAACCACUCAAGCCGUCUCGAUCCCCUCCACGACCGUGGUCGCGGGCGGUUACCUCCCCGGUGGUGACCAAUGCCGUGCUUUUCAGUCAACAACCCAGUCAUUCUGGCUGAUCAGCGAAGUACUCAGGGGCAAUCCUGCUUUUGGUGGUCUGUACUUUGCGAACCCCAACUUCAGUAAGUCUUCUGCUCCGGAGUCUCCUUGCCAAGAGAGGUCCGCGUCCAGGCUGACGUCUCUUGAUAGCAAAUGCUGAAGGGUCUUUCACCCUCGCCGGUCUUACCAACGAUCUUUCUCAAGCAGCCGAUCUCUUCUAUUAUGACGGCAAGCACGUCAUCGUCACCGUCGGCACCCGCACAGACUACAUUUGCACCGGCAUCUCGCUCAUUCCCACCGGUUUCAGGCAUCACUGGCUGUGGCGCGAGGAGGCAGCAGCCGAGUCACAUCGAGCGGAGCAAGGCAAGUCAGCCUUGUCCACGCUCUACGAGUCCAAGAUCUCCCCGGUCGUCUUGACGCCCGGAUUCGGAAGCGAGUCUGCGGGCGGGAGGAAUGCCAAGGAGAUGACCUAUUCGACGGCCAACUGGAGUGCUUGGUACGUGUGCGAUGCGAACCAGUUGAUGUGGGUUGCUUCGGGUAAGGAUCUCCUCAAGGGUGGCAGGGACUUGGAGAAGUGUGCUGUGAUCAAGUUGAAUAAGGUGCCGCAGUAG